AUGGAUUAUUCAUUGCAAGUACACGGAGCUAAAUAUAUAUUUCCAAUACCGGAUGGACUCAAAGAAUUAUCCAGCGAUAUAAUAAGGGAAGUAUUAAGGCAUCAACCUGAACAUAUAAAUGGUUUUAUUGCCGAUUAUCUGGAAACAAUGUUGGAAGUGAGAGAAAAAACAAGAGGGGAUCUUUAUAGAAUUAAAGAUGUUACACGCGAACAAGUUAACGAAUAUGCAACCAUAAUUCAGGCUGCCUGGAGAGGUUAUGUCGUACGAAAGAAAUUAGCGGAAUAUUUGAGGAAAAAACAAAAAUUCGAAGAAGAAAGAGAAAAGAGAAAAUCACUUAAAAUCGAAGAACUAUUGGAAAAAUUGGGUAUCACAUACGAGGAAGCAACAAGAGCUGCAGGAAUCAUACAGGAUGCUUACAAAGUUUCUAGAAUAAAAUGGGAAUCUGGUGAAUAUAUACUGGGUGAAAGAAUACCAUUCGGUCAAAGAAUAAGGGAAGAAGAUAAAGUUCAAGGACGAUUUAAAAAAUGGGACGAUGCUGAUUUUGGUGACUUUUUUGACAUGGAUAAAGAAGGAGAAAUUAAAUACGUAUGGCCGAGAGUAGGUCAAUUGAUUAAAAUGCCAAGAGAUGAACUUCCGGACGAUGUUGAAAUUGUUGAAUUUUUUGGUAUGAGAGACUUGCAAGGAAACGAACAAUAUUCUUAUUUGAUAAAAUCACAAUCCAAAAUGGAAAAAAGAGGAACACCGAUUGGAUUUUUGAUACCCAUUCCAAGAUCUUUACUUUUGGAAUCAUCCACGGAAGUUGUUUUUAAAAAUCCCGAAAAUAUAAUUCGAAUGGGUACUUAUACGUACGUAUUUAAAGAUAAAGUCGAUAGAGAAGAAAUUAAAAAAUUUGACGAACUUUUAAAAGCACAAAAAACGGCUGCUAAUGAUCCGAAUGAAAUAAUUGGCGAGCUGGAUUACGAUCCGCACUGGGUACUACCGAGAAUAUUAGUUAGAAUAAAACCGGAAAACCUUUUGGAAACCGAUUACGAAGUAUUAUUUAGAACGCUUCCGUCAAAAGUUGUUUGCGAAGAAGAAGUUUACGUAUUUAGAGCCGAAAGUUUGGAACAAACGUUAAAGAUCGUAAGAUUUAUAUUAAGAGACGAAGAACUUUCUGUCGAAAAUGCUUUAUUGAAAGCGAGCAAUCUAAGCCCGUACAAGAUAAAAGAAACUGGAAGAAUUUUCCCAAUCGAAUUAAAUUAUAAAGUACCCGUUGAUUUUGUACAGAAAAUAGAAAUAAUACCCGAUAAAUAUACUUCUGGAGAAGAUACAUCUGAUUUGGCCAUGUUCGAAUACGUGUUUGUACCUUGGCAACAAUUAAAAAGUAAAAAAUAUCCGAAAGGUGAACCAUUGAUGAAAAUAUUCAUAACAAGGUUCCAGGGAUAUCAUUCGGAUUAUUUGGGAAGUUCAGCUCUGGAAAAUCAAGUAUUUGUUAUGGGUCCAAAAUUAGCGGCUCCAAAUGGAAGACCGUUAACGUUUGAAUCAUUAUUCUGGAAUGAAUUUGGAGAAGAAGCUUGGUUUAAGUUACUUCACGAUGUAGCAUGUAGCAAAUUCGAUACGGAAGAGGAAGUUGAAAAAACGGAAGGUGAAGUAGAAAAGAUUCAUGGUCCAACAGACAAAUUUACCGAUGAAGAUGGUUCGAAAAGAAAAGGAGAUGAAGAAAAAGACGAUGAUUUACAGGCUGAUACGGUUGAAACCGGUUCUCAAGAUAAUGUUUGA
Messenger RNA from Pediculus humanus corporis (human body louse), 1758 nucleotides. RefSeq lists its product as uncharacterized. The record is from RefSeq and is a predicted model, not a curated record. Lineage: Eukaryota; Metazoa; Arthropoda; Insecta; Psocodea; Pediculidae. Gene Ontology annotation, molecular function: calmodulin binding. The transcript has 12 exons. The coding region runs from base 1 to 1758 and encodes 585 amino acids.